GAUGAUCGAUCGGAGCUGCAGUGAAGAGGACGGCGGUGUUUGUGGGAGUUGGAGCUGAAGAUCGGAGUAGGAACCAUGUCUUCAGAACCUCAGGAAGGUUCUGUCAGAGAACAACUUUCUGCUGCUGAAGGAACCAUCGUCCAGAACGAGGAGGAGCUCUGUCGUCACCGCAGACUGCUGGAUAUCAGCUGGAACCCGCAGCUUCAGCUACACAUAGCAGUCCUCCCUCAGCAUUGGAUGACUGAAGAGGAAUAUCUCUGCAACCAGCAGAGAAACUUCAGAGUGAAACAGGAGGAACAAGAACCUCAACAAACUAAAGUGGAGUUGCAGGAACCAGAACCUCCACAGAUUAAAGAGGAACGAGGGGAACUCUGUGUCAGUCAGGAUAAAGAUCAGCUUGAUCUGAAGCAGGAGACUGAUACCUUGAUGGAGAUUCCUACUUAUGAGGAAGAUAAGAACAGUGAAGCAGAUCUAAACAAUCAGCAGAGCUUAAAUGUAACUGAUUGUCAAGAUGAAAAAGGAAACCAACAAGAAGAAGUAAACCAAGAUGAAGAAUCAACAUCAACUGUAGACAAAGAGACAGACCAAAAGAACAAAAAUCAGAGGAAGAGAAUAGACAGAAGUCAUGUCCAAAGUGUGGACAGUUCUCACAUGUCAGCAGUCCUCCCCCAGCAUUGCGUAUCUGAAGAGGAUCCAGACAACCAGCAAAGGAACUUUAGAGUGAAACAUGAGGAACCAGAACCUCCGCAGAUUAAAGAGGAGUCAGAGGAAUUCUGUGUCAGUCAGGGUGAAGAUCAGCUUGAUCUGAAGCAGGAGACUGAUACCUUGAUGGAGAUUCCUACUUAUGAGGAAGAUGAGAACAGUGAAGCAGAUCUAAACAACCAGCAGAGCUUUAAUGUAGCUGAUAGUCAGAAUGAAGAAGGAAACCCACAUGAAGAAUCAACAUCAACUACAGAUGAAGAGACAGAAUCAACAUCAACUACAGAUGAAGAGACAGACCCACAGAACAGAGAUCAGAGGAAGAGAAGAGACAGAAGACAUGUCCAAAGUGAGGACAGCUCUCACUUGUCAGAAAGUGACUCUGUCAGAAAAAAACCCAGAAAGGCAUAUUUGGUUAAGAAACACGAACAAUCUCCAAAAGGAAAAAGAUCUACCUAUAUAAAGUUUGGUAAAAGAAAAGGAAUUGGACACAAUGUGUCCAUCCACAUAGGAACUGAGACUGAAAGAACCCAUGUCUGUGAAGAAUGUGGUACAAGCUUUGAUUACUUGUCUCAAGUCCGAAAUCACAUGAAAACUCAUACAGAAGAGAAGUCUUUUCCGUGUAAAGAAUGUGAUAAAAGUUUUAGUCGUAUUUCUAAUCUGAAAACACAUAUGAGAACUCAUACAGGAGAAAUGCCUUUUUUGUGUAAAGAAUGUGAUAAAGGUUUUGGUCAUAUUUCUAAUCUCAAAACACACAUGAGAACUCACACAGGAGAGAAACCCUUUCCUUGUAAAGAAUGUAAUUCAAGUUUUAGUACUGUAUCUAAUCUCAUAAGACACAUAAGAACUCAUACAGGAGAAAAGCCUUUUUCCUGUAAAGAAUGUGAUGCAAGUUUUAGUCAAAGAUCUAAUCUCAAAACACACAUGAGAACUCACACAGGAGAGAAGCCUUUUUCUUGUAAAGAAUGUAAUGCAAGUUUUUGUCAAAUAUCUGAUCUCAUAAGACACAUGAGAACUCACACGGGUGAGAAGCCUUUUUCUUGUAAAGAAUGUGAUGCAAGUUUUCAUCAAAUAUACAAUCUGAAAACACACAUGAGAAUUCAUACAGGAGAAAAGCCUUUUCCUUGUGAAGAAUGUGAUAAAAGUUUUAGUCAAAGAUCUAAUCUCAAAAAACACAUGAGAACUCACACAGGAGAAAAGCCUUUUUAUUGUAAGGAAUGUGAUAAAUGUUUUAGACAAACAUCUAAUCUCAAAACACACAUGAGAACACACAAAGGAGAGAAGCCAUUAUUGAAUCUAAAAGGAAACAAAUGAAAAUGAUGGGGUCAAAUCAGAAUCACCUUAAAAGGAACAAAAGAACAGAUUGAAACUUUGAGAAAUAGAUCAUGUAAAUUUAAAAGAAAUAAAACUCUCUCUAAGCUCAAAAGUACGCAUUGUAAAUUUGAAGGAUUUAUUUAAAACUGAAAUUGUACAUUUGAAACAUGAGUAUAAAAAAUUAAUACAGGGUUUGACAUCUGCUAAAAGGAAAUAUAUGCUGAUAAAGUUGUGCACACUUUAAAAACAAAAAAUAUCAAAGCAAAAUUUAGUAACAACCAUGACAUGUCUAUUUUGAAUAUAACUUUUUUUUAAAUAUGAUUUGAACAUAAAAUUUAUCUAUUUAGAUUACUGUCAAAAUACAUCACAGGUUUAAAGCAUUAAUAUCGAGUCAUGAAACAUCGAUUCAACAAAGUGUGCUUGUGUAGUGACUACAACUAGAGAUAGAAUGUCUGCACAAUGAAAGCAAUCAAACAAUGAUGAAGUUUACAUGUUUUUGAUUUUUUUGUGGCGUUACUUUAUUAAUGUAAUGUAAAUAUAGAGCAUUGAUCACAAAUAGAGAAAUAAUUGCAACCAGUCCUGAGCAUGAGACAGUGUGGUUUAUGAACAACAAUGCAAUAGAAUAAAACGAAUACACCUCAUUUAGGGGGGUGUAGAUUAAGCUACAACAGAGCAGUUCUGCCAUAAGCCAACAGAAAAAAUCAGAAGAAGUUGGGUUUUCUGAUCCUAAUGACCUUUUUUGUCAUUUCUUUUCUCAACAUCCGCUACAGACGGCUGCCAUUUAAUCUGAUUUGGCUCUAAUGUUGCUCACUUGUUUUUGUAAUUUUGAUUUAUUAUCCUCUCUUUUUUUUUACAAACAUGAACUUGCACCUAAUGUGAGACAUGCCUGAUGCUGUUUUUUUGGACUAUUUCCCAACACUUCUGGGUCUGAAACAACCUAUUGGUGUGUUGUUUAAACUAUCAGGUGUUGUCCCCUAACAACACAAAAUGUGGCCAGAGAUUACUGUUUCAAUAAUAACUAUUAUAAUCUUUGAUUUAAUAUCUAAUUAUCCUAAGUUUGAUAUGUCUUUGAAUGAAUGUAUGAAUGCUUAUUGUGUUGUUUUGUGCAUUAUUCCUUGAU
Oryzias latipes (Japanese medaka) is the source of this 3133-nucleotide messenger RNA. RefSeq lists its product as uncharacterized. Lineage: Eukaryota; Metazoa; Chordata; Actinopteri; Beloniformes; Adrianichthyidae. The record is from RefSeq and is a predicted model, not a curated record. Gene Ontology annotation, biological process: regulation of gene expression. Gene Ontology annotation, cellular component: nucleus.